GAUAACCCUGCCAUCCAUUAUGGGUUAGUCGCCAGCGCAAAUCAGUUGAUAAAGGAUACACUUGCUCAGGACAAGCUGGCGGCUAAUUUAGACGUUCUUUGUUUUGAGAUAGAGACGGCUGGCUUAAUAAACUAUUUCCCGUAUCUAGUAAUCCGCAGGAUAUGCAACUACUCU
This is a messenger RNA of Fusarium oxysporum Fo47, 174 nucleotides long. RefSeq lists its product as uncharacterized. Lineage: Eukaryota; Fungi; Ascomycota; Sordariomycetes; Hypocreales; Nectriaceae. The record is from RefSeq and is a predicted model, not a curated record. Gene Ontology annotation, biological process: nucleoside metabolic process. The transcript has a single exon. Gene Ontology annotation, molecular function: catalytic activity. The annotation marks the transcript as partial.